GUUAGAACCUCGUGGGCUUGAUGCUGUACGAUAGUCUCCAUAACUGCCCUCUAAAGAAGAGACGAUCAGCCAUGAGACAUCCAGUGUAUUGGCAAUUUGGUCCUCGAGGCAACACGGUGCAUAUAAGCCACCACCUUCUGCGAUAGUGGAAGAUGACCCAUCUUUGCUACCUUCCCUUCGAGACACAGAACUCUAACUUUUAGCGUGAAAAAUGGGCACGUCGAUGUCCUCCCCCCUUAGACUGCAAAGUCUUCGGACUAUCGCUGGCAUCGUUCGUACAAUCAUCGAGGAAAUUCGGUCAUCGAGGAUCUUCGAAAACCCCACUUUUGCCGACCUAAGACUGGCCAGAGACUCGCAUCCUCAACGACAAGCUAGUAGGACAUCAAUGGCAGGGUGGCAGGGUGAUGAAUGGCAGGAAGAAGAUCCUAUUACUAUGGACACCGAAGAAGAGAUCAGAGAGGAAGGAAUAGAUGAGCUCCUAGCCGCUCGAGCUCCACACGCCACCGGGGGAAACGUUGGAGGAUCUUACCCUGUACAAACAGAUGUGUGGCGGAGGCCGAGCGAAGUGGGAAUACAUGCUGUAGAAGAAGCUCCGCGUAGGCGUCUUUAUGAAGCGCCAGAGCGUUGCGCUGCUGCACUCCACAUGAAGACGAAGGAAGAAGGGGUCUCGGCCACGAGGUUGAACAAUGAAGAUGUUCCAAUAACUGAAGAUGCCAUAAAUUGGAAAGACGACCCGCAGACCUUGGAGAAACACAGCGCGUUCCAGCUCGUGAGCAUCCCCAGUGAUGAGGAGAUACAAAUAGCGAAGCAAAGAGUCCAAUACCAAGAGGGGCUAUUCCAUUUCGCAAUGACGGGGGUUUCUGGUGCUGGAAAGUCGUCGCUGAUCAAUGCCUUCCGAGGCCUUCGAAACAGAGAUCAGGGGGCUGCACCAACGGGCGUGGUUGAGACCACCACGGAUAUCACUAGAUUCCCAGAUCCAAGCCCCCAUAACCCGUUCGUUUGGUAUGAUGUCCCAGGGUCCGGCACGCUGAACACACCGGACUGGCAAUAUUUCACUGCACACGGACUCUAUGUUUUCGACUGCAUUAUCAUCCUUUUCGACAGCCGCUUUACAAUGACUGACCUUGCCAUGCUGGUCAAUUGCCGGCGUUUCAACAUUCCUACUUAUAUCGUGCGGUCGAAAUCGGACUCACAUAUCAGAAACAUCAUCAAGGAAUCGGGUUACGACAGCGAUGAAGAUGAAGAUGAAAAUCGCUCGCAUCGCAAUGCAUUGUAUAGCUCCGCACGCGAGCAGUACAUUGCUGAAACUCGCGCAACCGUGAAGAGCAAUCUUCAGGAGGCGAAUUUGCCCGAUCAAAGGGUGUACAUUGUCGCCAACAGCACCAUGGUCUCCACAGUGAGAGACCAGAAACUAUCGGAGAAGACUAUAGACGAACUAGAAUUAAUGCGGGAUCUCUUUAGGGAAGCCCAGUCAAGGCGUUGUGGUGAAGGUAGUCGCUCACAGGCAUACGAAGUUUGAAGUCUAGAGCCCCGUCCAUAGUCAGGUUGCAGCAAUUGUCGGUAUGUACCACAUCUAUGAGAAAUCAUA
Suillus subalutaceus is the source of this 1588-nucleotide messenger RNA. RefSeq names its product interferon-inducible GTPase-domain-containing protein. Gene Ontology annotation, molecular function: GTP binding. The transcript is spliced from 2 exons. Bases 212 to 1519 code for a protein of 435 amino acids. The record is from RefSeq and is a predicted model, not a curated record. Gene Ontology annotation, cellular component: membrane. Lineage: Eukaryota; Fungi; Basidiomycota; Agaricomycetes; Boletales; Suillaceae.